Cyprinus carpio (common carp) is the source of this 5278-nucleotide messenger RNA. RefSeq names its product slit homolog 3 protein-like. Bases 1 to 4125 code for a protein of 1374 amino acids. NCBI's taxonomy places the organism in Eukaryota, Metazoa, Chordata, Actinopteri, Cypriniformes, Cyprinidae. The transcript has 32 exons. The record is from RefSeq and is a predicted model, not a curated record. Gene Ontology annotation, biological process: axon guidance; negative chemotaxis. Gene Ontology annotation, molecular function: heparin binding; Roundabout binding; calcium ion binding.
AUGGCGGACUGUUCGCAGCUCACUCAGAAUGGGUCUAAGGCAACUGGACAGCAACCACAUCAGCUGCAUCGAAGAUGGAGCCUUCCGAGCCCUGCGCGAUUUGGAGAUACUCACUCUCAACAACAACAACAUCACACUCAUCCCGCUGUCAAGCUUCAACCACAUGCCCAAACUGCGGACACUUCGCUGCACUCCAACAGCCUGCACUGCGACUGCCACCUGUCCUGGCUCUCUGAUUGGCUGCGUCAGAGGAGAGGGUUGGCCCCUUUCACACAGUGCAUGGCCCCCGCCCAUAUGAGAGGUCUCAAUGUUCCUGAUGUUCAAAAGAGAGAAUUUGUCUGCACAGGUCCUGCUCAGACGGAGCCAAGGUCAUGUGCUCCCCAGGCGUCCAUCUGCCCUGCCUCCUGCACCUGCAACAACAACAUCAUUGACUGCCGUAGAAAAGGCCUGACGGAGAUUCCUGCCAACCUGCCUGAAGGAAUUGUAGAAAUUCGUCUGGAGCAGAACAUGAUCAAGAGCAUCCCAGCAGGAGCGUUUUCCACGUACAAGAAACUGAAGAGAAUAGACCUGAGCAAGAAUCAGAUAUCCGAGAUUGCAGAAGAUGCAUUUAGUGGCCUGCGCUCGCUCACUUCACUGGUCCUGUAUGGAAAUAAAAUCGCAGAGAUCCCAAAGGGACUGUUUGAUGGCCUGGUCUCCCUGCAGCUGCUACUGCUGAAUGCCAACAAGAUCAACUGUCUUCGAGUGAAUACUUUCAAAGACCUGCAGAACCUCAACCUGCUGUCCCUCUAUGACAACAAGCUUCAGACCAUCAGCAAAGGCCUGUUCACCCCUCUGCGCGCCAUCAAAACACUACAUCUGGCUCAGAAUCCCUUCAUGUGUGACUGUCAUCUGAAGUGGCUGGCCGACUACCUGUUUGACAAUCCAAUUGAGACCAGCGGAGCUCGAUGCAGCCACCCGCGCCGCCUCGCCAACAAACGCAUCAGCCAGGUCAAGGGCAAGAAGUUUCGCUGCACAGGUGCGGAGGACUACCGCAGUCGUCUCAGCGGCGAGUGCUUCCAGGACCUGGUUUGUCCCGAGCGCUGUCGGUGUGAGGGAACGGUGGUGGACUGCUCCAACCUCAAACUCACCAAAAUCCCCCCUCACCUGCCGGAGCACACCACCGACCUACGGCUGAACGACAAUGAAAUCUCCGUCCUAGAGGCUACAGGGGCCUUUAAGAAGCUGCCAAACCUGCGCAAGAUAAACUUAAGCAAUAAUAAACUCCGGGACAUCCGUGAGGGGGCGUUUGACGGGGCCGGAGGUGUUUUGGAGAUGCUGUUGACCGGAAACAAGCUGCAGUCAGUCAGUGGAAGGAUGUUCAAGGGCUUGAGCGGCCUCAAAACGCUGAUGCUGAGGAGCAAUCAGAUCAGCUGUGUGGAUAACGCCACCUUCACCGGCCUGAGCUCCGUGCGCCUGCUUUCCCUCUACGACAACCGGAUUUCCACUAUCGCCCCGGGAGCUUUCAACACCCUGCAUUCCCUCUCCACCAUUAACCUGCUGUCUAAUCCCUACGUGUGUGACUGUCACUUAGCCUGGCUGGGACUGUGGCUUAAGAAGACCAGGGUGGUUAGUGGCAACCCACGCUGCCAGAAACCUGCCUUCCUGAAAGAGAUCCCCAUACAAGAUGUAGCCAUGCCUGAUUUCUCCUGCGACGGUGUGGAAGAGAAUGUGUGUCUGCCGUCGGCCCCUCGCUGUCCCGAUUCCUGCACAUGCUCGGACACGGUGGUGCGCUGUAGUAACCGCGGGCUGCGUUCGCUGCCUAAGGGUAUCCCUAAAGACACAACUGAACUAUAUUUGGAAGGAAACCUCCUCACCUCCGUGCCCAAAGAGCUUGCUAAUCUGAAACAACUGACACUGCUAGACCUCAGUAAUAACAGCAUCAGUCUUCUUGCCCCUCUCACCUUCAGCAACAUGACGCAGCUCGCCACCCUUAUCCUGAGCUAUAAUCAGAUUCGCUGUGUCCCGGUUCAUGCAUUUGAUGGCCUGCGUUCUCUCCGCCUGCUAACCCUCCACGGAAAUGACCUUUCAACUAUUCCGGAGGGAGCCUUCAGCCACUUGACAUCUCUGUCUCAUCUGGCUCUAGGUGCGAACCCCCUGUACUGUGACUGCGAGCUGCGCUGGUUGUCUCAGUGGGUGAAGGCUGGGUUUAAAGAGCCUGGCAUCGCCCGCUGCACUGGACCACCUGACAUGGCCGACCGCCUGCUGCUUACCACCCCUCUCAGUCAGUUCCAGUGCAAGGGUCCAGCAGAUUUGAAUCUGAUGUCCAAGUGCGCCCCCUGUCUGGUGACUCCCUGUCAGAACAACGGCACAUGUGUGAGUGAUGUCACGGGCUCCUACCGCUGCACCUGCCCUUUCGGCUACAAGGGUCGUAACUGUGAGAUCCCCAUUAACGCCUGCAUCAGCCUGCCGUGUGUUAAUGGAGGCACAUGCCACCUCACACCUGGACUGGACGGGCACUACAGCUGUGUGUGUCUGCCUGGGUACGAGGGCCAGCAGUGUGAGCUGAAUCCUGAUGACUGUGAAGACAACGACUGUGAGAACAACUCCACCUGUGUGGACGGCAUCAACAACUACACCUGCGUCUGCCCUCCGAACUACAGAGGUGAUCUGUGUGAGGAGGUGAUUGACCCCUGUCUGCCCGGGUUUGACCUCUGCCAACACGACUCCAAGUGUGUUCCCCUCACUAAGGGCUACAGGUGUGAAUGUUUGCCGGGUUAUGUUGGCCAGCACUGUGAGCAGGAUUACAACGACUGUCUGGAGAACAAAUGCCAGCAUGGAGCAGAGUGUAAUGAUGCCAUCAACGGAUACACGUGUGUGUGCAAGGAGGGGUUCAGUGGGUUGUUCUGUGAGACUCCUCCACCAAUGAUAAUACUCCAGAAGACGAGUCCAUGUGAUCAGUCUUACUGUCAGAAUGGAGCGCAGUGUCUGGUCGUGGAGGGAGAGCCUGUGUGCCGGUGUCCACUUGGCUCCAAGUGUCAUAAGAUGGUCACAGUGCACUUCCUCGGGAAAGAUACCUAUCUGGAGCUCUCAGGCGCCAAGAUCCGACCACCCAUGCAUAUAUCCCUCCAGGUAGCCACAGAUAAGGACAAUGGCAUUCUGUUGUAUAAAGUGGACGAUGACCCACUCGCACUAGAGCUGUAUCAGGGACACAUACGUUUGAUCUAUGAUGUUGCCAAGUACCCCCCAACCACGAUGUACAGUGUGGAGUCAGUGAAUGAUGGUCUUUUCCACACGGUGGAGGUGCUGAUCCAGAAUCAGACGCUGAGUUUGGUGGUGGAUAAAGGGGCACCGAAAAGCCUGGGCAAACUCCCGCAUCCUCCGGCUGUGGACCACAACACACAGCUCUACAUAGGAGGUGUGCCCUCUCUGGUUGACACAGCAGGCCUGCGACCGGGUCCAGACCGUCCCUUCCAGUCCUUUAACGGCUGCAUUCAUGACGUACGGCUCAACGGGGAGCUCCAGGACCUCGGCGGUGGGCUGGCAGGGGUGGAGGGCAUCUUGCCGGGCUGUCACUCCUGCGGUGUCUGUGCUCACGGGGCCUGCAGACAGAGAGGAGAGGCAGGCGUGACCUGCGAGUGUCCCAGCGGCCACAGCGGCCCUCUGUGUGAAGAGACCACCUCCCAGAGCCCCUGUCAGAGCAGCAGGUGUGUGCACGGUGUGUGUGUGCCGAAGGGCUCCUCGUACAGCUGCUCUUGUGCAGAUGGAUACUCGGGCCAGUUCUGUGACAGACGGGAAGAGUCCGCCGUCUGCAAGGGGCUGCACUGUGUGCACGGAGAGUGCAGGGUGACGGAGAGCGGCGAGCCGGUUUGUCACUGCCAGUCUGGGUACAGGGGGCCGUCCUGUGAAACAGAGUCGACGUGCCAAGGAGAGAUGGUCCGUGAGCUGCUCAAGCGUAAUAUGGGUCAUAAAAACUGCACCUCCACCAGUAAAAUCGCUCGGUGUCCAGGCGUCUGCCGCUCGGGCCUGUGCUGCGCCCCCACCAAGAGCCGGAGACGGAAGGUCAGCUUCAAGUGCUCCGACGGAUCUUCCUUUUCUGAGGAGAUGGAGACCACCGUGGAGUGCGGCUGCACAAAGUGCCCAUUGUAAUAUUAGCCUGGAGAAGAAGAUGGAGCGGAAAAGAAAAUAUAUUGUAAAAAAUAAACAAAACACAAAUAGAACUUAUUUUUAUUAAGGGAUGUUUUUUUUAAAGAAAGAGACUGCUUUUAUGAUGUUGCUUAUAUGAAAAGUAAUUUUGUAUCGUAGGGACAAAAACACACAGAUUAACAUUCCUGAAAAUAUAUGAAUUAUAUAAAUAUGUAUAAAUCUAUAUAGAUGUAAAACCUAACCUGAGAAUUAAUUUGGUCUGCGUAUUGCAUGUCUGUUGUGAAGUGUGAGAGCGGAGAGAAAUUGUAAUGGGGAGCUGAAAUGUGCCCAAUCAGACGCGGACUCUCUGGACUCUCUAACACAGGAAGUGGUGAGCCAACUUUCUGUGCUCUGGUGGCGGAAAACAAAUGAACUGUUCCUAACGGACCUCAGAGAGCUCACCUGUGGAUUUCAAGGACGGCGCUUCGAGUGGGAUGAGCUGAUGUUUUGAACUUUAGAUGUUGCUUUGCAAAAGCUCAUCGGCGUGGAUCUGGUUUACAAGCUGCAACUCAUCGGAGUGAAUUUUUUGCAUGACUGCAUGGAAGAGUUAAAUGUGAACAUGCUGCGGUCAGGCGGUAAAGCUGUUGUAGUAACUAUGAUAGUUGAACGCUCUCUACCUGUUUUACCUUGUACAGUUGAAAUCCAAAUGCGUCGCAGGUGAUACAGGUGCAAAGCACUUCAUACUGACGUAGUAUUCCGUCAUAACCGUCCUUUACUAAAAUAUUAAAUGCAAAUAUAUUACACCCAUUACUACUGUAUUGUUUCAUGUGUACCCUUUUUGGUUUUGUUUAAAUUUUUUAGAUGUAACACUCAGUGUCUUACUCGGAGAGACCGAGGUCUAUAGAUAUUCCCAAGGAAAAGCCAAUCAGUGUUAAUGAAUAUUCCUCCUGGUUCUGUCUCGCCCCUGUUCACCACAGACUGUUGUAUAAGGUUGUAUAAGGUAGGAAUCCCCAGUGAACGAUGUAACUGAGCUUGUGCAGGAAGUCUCAUGUUAGCACCUCUAAUCAGAUGACUGAUUGUUAUACGGUGCAUUUUCUAAUAAUGAUUUGUUAAAUAUGAAUUAGAGAGUGAUGAUUAACUUACAGUGAAUGUUGAAUUAAACUUGUAAUGAAAUACA